Molecule: messenger RNA, 1380 nt
Organism: Colletotrichum truncatum
Lineage: Eukaryota; Fungi; Ascomycota; Sordariomycetes; Glomerellales; Glomerellaceae
Source: RefSeq, a predicted model, not a curated record
AUGGACGCCAAGUUCCAGAUAUCGGCACAGAGGAGUUGGAAGGCUGUGAGGCCAUUCAACAUUAUCAUUGUUGGCGCAGGCAUCGCUGGUCUAUCAGCAGGUCUUGCACUGGCGCUAACAGGACACACUGCCACGAUCCUUGAGAGGGCAUCUGAGAUCUCUGAAGUGGGAGCUGGCAUACAGCUACCCCCAAACGCGUCCAGGAUCCUGCACCGAUUGGGUGUUUUAGAUAAAGUGAUGGAGCACACAUCUCUUUUGUCUAAAGUCAGCAUCAGACGAUAUGAUAGUGACGAGGAGCUUGGCUCGCUUCCAAUCAUGCCAUCAGUCGACCUUCAAUACGGAGCUCCCAUGGGUGCCAUUCAUCGAGCAGAUCUACAACGUAUUCUUCUUGAAGCCGCUAUAGAAGCUGGCUGCCAAGUGCGCACAUCACAAGUUGUCGUGGGCGUGCAUCGAUCAUUCCUUCCUCAGGUGAAAGUUGAGAGUCUCGCAACAGGCCAUUGUGUCUGGCUUACCGGGGAUAUCGUCAUUGCGGCUGAUGGCAUUCAUUCCAUGAUGAGGAAGCAAAUGGCAAAAUCAGCUGGAUUUGCAGACGGACCACUUCCCGCAGCUGAUGCGGCAUACAGGCUGCUCAUCUCCCGUGAGAAGGUACAACAUAAUGAGAAGCUUCUCGACAUGUUGGACCAGAAUAUAGCUGUUCGCUAUAUGGGACCCGGCGGCCACGUCAUGGGAUAUCCUGUUAAAAAGAACACCAUGUACAACCUCGUCCUUCUACAUACGGCCAACAGACCAUUAGGGCGAACGAUAGAUGGAGAGGAUGUCUGGUUCGCAAAAGGAAAUCGAGCAGCAAUGCUUGAUUUCUAUAAAGAGUGGUCCCCCGCGAUUCGCGCCUGGCUAUGCUGCGCCGAGGAAGAGGUGCUGGAGUGGAAACUGGAUACUUUUCCCGCAUUACCAUAUUGGUCUCGGGGUAGUGUCACACUCGCCGGUGAUGCCUGUCAUCCCAUGCUUCCCUACGUCGCCCAAGGAGCCGCAAACGCUAUCGAAGACGCCGCUGUAAUAGCAACCGCCCUGACAUGCACAUCGAAUGUCUCGCUCGCACUGGGCGUGUAUGAGAUCGUUCGAAAAGAACGUGCAGAAAGGAUUGCUUCCAGCGCCUUAGCCACGGGCCACAGCCUCCAUUUACCCGACGGCCCGGAGCAAGAGAAGCGAGACAAAGCCAUCCGUCAUGCUAACGAGCAUGAUGUUCGCGCAGACCGGUGGUGCGAUAAAGAAUGGCAGGAUUACAUGUGGGCCACAGACGUGAUGAGAUACACGACAGAGAAUUGGCCCAAGAAUGUCUAUUCCUUUCUGCAUCUACAACUCAAGAAUUUCAAGACGAAAUAG